GACAGACUUUGGCAACAGAUAGAGGCUGGAGUUUUUGCUGCUGUGAGAGUCAGUGUUCAGUAGGUGAACAAUUCAAAUCAACCACUUACGACAACUGAGAAUAUUAUAUCUAUAAUUCAAUCAUGGAUGAAUGUCAGCACUUGAAUAAAACGACAGAGGCACAAUCUACAGAGCAAAAGAAAGCAAGAUGCUACGAUCCACUCAAGAUGUUCUUGGCAGCUCUGUCAUUCAGCUCUAUUUGUAAAUUGAUAGCUGGGGUCAGUAUGAAAACUGCCAUUACUCAUAUUGAAAGAAGAUUUGACCUGCCCUCUUCUGUUGCUGGUUUCAUUGAUGGAGGAUUUGAGAUGGGAAAUUUGCUUGUGAUCGUAUUUGUAAGUUACUUUGGAUCCAAACUACACAGGCCGAGAAUCAUUGGAAUAGGUUGUGCAAUUAUGGGGGCUGGAAGUAUUAUGACUGCUUUGCCUCAUUUCUUCAUGGGAUAUUAUAGGUAUUCUACAGAAACCCAUAUUAACACAACAGAGAAUUCGAUAUCAACUUGUUUAAUUAAUCACACUGCAACACUCACUAAGCCAUCACCUGAGAUAAUGGAAGAAGGCUGUGAGAAGGAAUCUGAGUCGUACAUGUGGAUCUAUGUCCUAAUGGGUAACAUGCUUCGUGGAAUAGGGGAAACCCCUAUAGCACCACUGGGAAUUUCUUAUAUUGAUGACUUUGCUAAAGAAGGACAAUCUCCUAUUUAUAUAGGCAUUUUGCAAUCCGUAGCAAUGUUUGGCUUGAUCGGGGCAUUUCUGAUAGGAUCUGUAGUUACUCGAAUGUAUGUGGAUGUUGGCUUUGUCGAUCUGAGCAGCAUCAGGAUAACCCCCCAGGACUCCCGCUGGGUUGGUGCUUGGUGGCUUGGUUUCCUUAUAUCUGGACUACUCUCCAUUAUUUCUUCCAUACCAUUCUUUUUCCUACCUCGAAAUCCAAAUAAACCAGAGAAAGAAAGAAAAGCUUCAACACACUCACAUGGACUCGAAACAGAUGAAGAAAAAAAUCAAACAGAUAUUUCGAGCAAUCAUGUGCAACAUGUUACUUUAACUAUGACAGAUUUUUUAAAGUCCAUGAAAAACCUCCUUACCAAUCAUCUAUACAUUAUAUUUGUGAUUUUGACCUUGAUGAUGUUCAGUGGCUUCGUUGGUGGCUUUACUUAUAUCUUCAAAUAUGUAGAACAACAGUAUGGCUAUGCCAUAUCUCAAGCUAACUUGUUAGGAGCCCUAACCAUACCUUUUAUGGUAAUUGGAAUGUUGUUAGGAGGAUUUCUCAUUAAAAAAUUCAAAAUGACCACGGUUGGAAUUGCCAAAUAUUCAUUUUUUACUGCGGCAAUGAGCUUCGCAUGCCACAUGAUAUACCUUCUUUUAUUCUGUGAUCCCAAGUCAGUUGCCGGCUUAACUUUGGCCUAUGAUGGAAUUAAUCCUGGGACCUCUCAGGCAAACGUACCACUGUCUUAUUGCAACUCAGACUGCAAUUGUGAUGAAAGUGUGUGGGAACCAGUCUGUGGGGACAAUGGAGUCACUUACCUAUCACCUUGUCUGGCAGGAUGCACAUCUAGAGGUGGCCAUGAAAACCCUACUAUGUUCUACAACUGUAGUUGUCUUGAAAUUUCCGGUUACAAGAGCACAAAUUACUCUGCUCGUUUGGGUGAAUGCCCGAGAGAUAAUCACUGUAAAAAGAAACAUUACUUUUACAUAAGUGUGCAAUUCUUGGAGGCUUUUUUUACUGCAUUGGGAGCUACCUCAUUAAUCUUGUUGCUUAUGAAGAAUGUUCUACCCGAAUUGAAAUCACUUGCAAUGGGGUUCCAUUCACUGAUUAUGCGUGGAAUAGGAGGAAUUCUAGCUCCAAUAUAUUUUGGGGCCAUGAUUGAUAGAACAUGUUUAAAGUGGUCCACCACCAGCUGUGGAACCCGAGGGGCCUGUAGGAUCUAUGAUACAGUAUCAUUUGGAACUGCCUACUUGGGCUUGGCUGCUGCCUUGAGAUUUCUAGCACUUGUUCUAUAUAUUGUAUUAAUUCGUGCCAUGAAGAAAAAAUAUGAAGGAAAAGAUACUAAAGCAUUGGAAAAUGGAGGGAAAGUCAUGGAUGAGGCAAACUUGGCACCCUUAAAUAGCAAUGGACAUUUUGUACCUUCUUCUUCAGAAGUUGAUGACACACAUAUUUAAGGCAAGGAAAAGAUAUAGCAAUGGAUUAUUGAAGCAAUGAGGUAUUAUUUUUCAGUUCUGCUCAAUUCGCUAAGACUUUCUACACUCUACUACUCUACAUAUGAGGGAAUGAUGAAUAUGCCUAUGAAUAUGUAAUUAAACAAAUACAAACAUAAAGAAUGGAGUACUAAUUGUUAGGGUAUAACUAAGCACUUGUGGUUAUAUUGGAUAAUAUGAUCCAUAAAAAUUUAGAGUUAGGAUAUAGUAGAAGAAAAGUAUUUGCUAGGGUAAUUGCAAAUUUAAAUGAAACUUGUAACUAGAUAUUACACAGAAGUGAAAAAAAGUGAGAAAUUAAUAGCCUAAGUAACGAGAAAAUUGUGUCUCAAAAAAAGAAAAGAAGAAAAGAAAACAGAAAAAAAGAAAAGAGAAAUGAAAGAAAAAAGAAAAGAAAAGAUAAGAUAAGAAAAGAGAGAAAACAGAAAAGAAUAAAUGAUGUUAUUCAAACCUGAUGUCUCACCUUACGGGGGAUUUAUGGAAACUUGACAUGUAUUAUUUACGUUGUCAUAUAUUUCACAGACUUUACUAAUUUAAAAUUUGAAAUUGUAUUUGACUAACAACUCCGAUGCAUCUUCUCUCCAUCUCCCACUAAAACACUGCUGAAUAAACUUAGAUAUUAAAAUAUUGGCAAGCUAUGAUUAUCUGAAAAAUGUUUUAGAAGGUAAGAUUCUAUCAGACUCACAGGAGUAGGUUGAAACAAACUGACUUUGACUUGAGAAAGUAAAGACCAUUUAAUAGAUACGGUUUUAUUUUACCCAUCUGUUUUCUGGAGAAAGUGAAGUUUAUGUCAGAUAAAAUAUCAGAUCUCAUCAU
This is a messenger RNA of Chinchilla lanigera (long-tailed chinchilla), 3038 nucleotides long. Its product is annotated as solute carrier organic anion transporter family member 1B1. Gene Ontology annotation, cellular component: membrane. Bases 123 to 2189 code for a protein of 688 amino acids. The record is from RefSeq and is a predicted model, not a curated record. The transcript is spliced from 15 exons. Gene Ontology annotation, molecular function: protein binding. NCBI's taxonomy places the organism in Eukaryota, Metazoa, Chordata, Mammalia, Rodentia, Chinchillidae. Gene Ontology annotation, biological process: transmembrane transport; sodium-independent organic anion transport.